GUGAGUUGAAACUUCUUGGAUAUUUCUCAUAACAAAAAGAAGAAAGAAAAAAAAAAAGCAGUUAAAUUUACAUUUAAUUUUCCCGCUUUCUUGUUUUUCCUUAACAAAAAUAGUAAUCUCUCUUCUCUUCAGUUUUAUUAUUAUUUUUUGACAAAGAUCAUUGAGUCAAAGUAAAUAACAAAAGGGUUUGAAGAUCAGAUCUAAAAAAUGCAAAGAAAGAUGAUGGGAAAGAGAGGAUUAGAUCCAAGUGGUAGUGAAGAAGGUCAACCUGAAAGAAAAAGACCAGCUCUUGCUAGUGUGAUUGUUGAAGCACUGAAGGUGGAUAGUUUGCAGAAACUUUGUUCAUCGUUGGAGCCUAUUCUUCGAAGAGUUGUUAGUGAAGAAGUGGAACGUGCCUUAGCAAAGUUGGGACCAGCAAAAGUUAGCGGAAGGGUUUCUCCUAAGAGAAUAGAAGGGCCCGAUGGAAGAGACUUACAAUUACACUUUAGGUCCAAAUUGUCUCUCCCUCUUUUUACCGGAGGAAAGGUAGAAGGAGAAAGAGGUGCUGCAAUCCAUGUCGUCUUGAUCGAUGCCAACACAGGCCAUGUUGUGACAUCUGGCCCGGAAUCCUCGGUCAAACUAGAUAUUGUUGUACUUGAAGGUGAUUUUAACAACGAGGAUGAAGAAGGAUGGACUCAAGAAGAAUUUGAAACUCAUAUGGUAAAAGAACGAGAAGGAAAGCGGCCACUUUUAUCUGGAGAAUUACAGGUCGUUUUGAAAGAAGGUGUCGGAACAUUAGGCGAGUUGACUUUUACAGACAACUCUAGUUGGAUAAGGAGUAGGAAGUUUAGACUCGGACUUAAAGUUGCCUCAGGAUAUUGUGAAGGGGUUCGUGUUCGUGAGGCAAAAACGGAUGCGUUCACUGUCAAGGAUCACCGAGGAGAACUGUACAAGAAACAUUAUCCACCAGCUCUCACCGAUGAUGUUUGGAGAUUGGAGAAGAUUGGCAAAGAUGGGUCAUUUCACAAGAAGCUUAACAAAGCAGGCAUAUAUAGUGUAGAAGAUUUUCUUCGCCUUGUAGUCAGAGAUCCAAAGAAGCUGCGAAAUGUACUGGGAAGUGGCAUGUCCAAUAAGAUGUGGGAUGUUCUUGUUGAGCAUGCAAAGACUUGUAUUUUGAGCCACAAACUUUAUGUUUACUAUUCCGAUGACGUGCGAAAUGUUGGCGUUGUUUUUAACCACAUCUAUGAAUUGAGUGGCUUAGUUGCUGACGGACAUUACUAUGCGACUGAUGCCCUUUCUGAGAAUCAAAAGGUGUUUGUAGAUGCCUUGAUGAAGAAGGCAUACGAUAACUGGAUGCAGGUGGUUGAAUAUGAUGGAAAAUCAUUUUUAGGGGCUCACCAAGAAAAAGCACUGGCUCCACAAAUUGAUAUGGGGAUAGGCCGGCAAAACUUUUUAAAUUCAUUUGAUCAACUCAGUCUACCACCUCCAGCCCCUCAAGAACAACCUACAUCGAAUCAAGGUGUUGUUGGCGGUUAUGAUGGUACUGUCACAACUAGAUACCCUGUGGAAUCUCAGAACAUGAAUCUUAAUGCACCUAAUCAGUUCGAUACAACUUCAUUUACUCUUCACAAUCCGUUACUCAACGGUUCUCAACAGCCUCCUAGAAAUGACAACAUCUUGGCCCUUGGAUUGACACAACCAUCCACCCCUAAUUUUCUGUCUGGCAACACCAACACAUUAAAUUUGAGUUCUUCGUUUAGAGGAUUAGAUGACUACUUUCCGGAAGAAGAAAUCCGUAUGAGAAGUCACGAAAUGCUUGAAAAUGAAGAUAUGCAGCAUCUACUUCGUCUAUUUAACAUGGGUAGUGGUGGGGCCCAUGGUCAAACCUCGGGUACUCCAGUUAAUGAAAGUUAUUAUUCAUAUACGCCGGGUUUUAUGCCAAAUACACCUUCUAGUUUCGGGUAUGGGUUUGAUGUGGAUAAAACACGUUCUUCGGGGAAAGCUGUGGUGGGUUGGCUUAAACUUAAGGCGGCUUUGAGAUGGGGUAUCUUUAUAAGGAAACAAGCAGCUGAAAGAAGAGCUCAAAUAGUAGAGUUGGAAGACCCGUAAUUGUGAUUUUCCUUUAAGGUAAUCCCACAGUGAUAAAUACGAAAGUUAUAACUGGUUGGCAUAAUGUAGAAGCCUUGCUAUCGUGGGUAGCGGCAAAACUUUGUUUGCAGCCAUUUCAAAUACGAUAUCUCUGGGUUUUCACUAUAUUUGAAGGGUGCAGAACAUGCUCUCGUCCAAGUUAAGGAAAAGCUUAUUUUGGAAUGGAAGUGUAACAAAAAGGAUCAGAUAUCUGUUGGUUUAUAUAGUGAUUGGUUUGUUGUAUCAUGUUGUAGUUUUUCUUGUAUUAUGUUGGUUAAGAUGUAACAUCACAACUUUUUGUUGUAUAAUUUGAUGAUACAGUUCCUAAUAAUAGUGACAGACUUUGUUUUA
This is a messenger RNA of Erigeron canadensis, 2457 nucleotides long. RefSeq names its product calmodulin-binding protein 60 B-like. Gene Ontology annotation, molecular function: sequence-specific DNA binding; DNA-binding transcription factor activity; calmodulin binding. The record is from RefSeq and is a predicted model, not a curated record. Bases 208 to 2088 code for a protein of 626 amino acids. Gene Ontology annotation, biological process: regulation of salicylic acid biosynthetic process. NCBI's taxonomy places the organism in Eukaryota, Viridiplantae, Streptophyta, Magnoliopsida, Asterales, Asteraceae. The transcript has 8 exons. Gene Ontology annotation, cellular component: nucleus.